AUGCUAGCUACUUGGAACCGCCUCCGUGACAUUUUCCAAGAUAACCGGAACACUCGUGUUGUGGCCCUUGAGCAAGAGUUUUCUCAUCUCUCCAUAGAAGAUUUUUCGACUGCCUCGGCAUAUUGUCAACGUCUCAAGGAGUUAUCCGACCAACUUAAGAAUGUUGCUUCUCCAGUUUCGAAUGAUCGACUUGUAUUGCAAUUGGUUUCCGGCCUUACUUCAUCCUAUAGCACGGUUGGUACUCUUAUCCGUCAAACUUCUCCUCUUCUCCCUUUCUAUCAAGCAAGAUCCAUGCUUACUUUGGAAGAGGUCGGAUUUGCCAAACAAGCUGCCACCAGUUCAACCGCUGCUAUGGUGGUGGCAUCUUCACCUGAUUUGGAUGAGUCUCCUGUAAACUCAUCUCACACUUAUACUCAUGGGGGGAAAAAGGAGCAACAUCGCCACAAUAAUAACAAUAAAAAAACUGGUGGUGGUGGUCGUCAUGGUGGCCGUGGUAAUGGUGGUGGCGCUAGUGGUCUGGGUGGCCGACGUGGUGGUUCCUAA
Molecule: messenger RNA, 543 nt
Organism: Beta vulgaris subsp. vulgaris (sugar beet)
Lineage: Eukaryota; Viridiplantae; Streptophyta; Magnoliopsida; Caryophyllales; Amaranthaceae
Exons: 1
Coding region: 1-543 (180 amino acids)
Source: RefSeq, a predicted model, not a curated record